AUGCAGGGUCUUGCGGAUGGUCCCGUCAAGACUCACCUGUUCCGGCUUGAACUAGAUUCACUAGAACAAGCCAUUUCCAUUGCGGAGCAGGAAGACUUCAGUCUGAGACAGGCUCGCGCCAGCUCGACAUCAUAUCGUCAACCGAGACGAUAUGACAACGGAGGUCCAGAGCCGAUGGAACUCUGUUAUGUAGAGAGCGAGAAGGCUCGCUCUACAGGCUACGAGAAGUUGCAGAGAUGCAACAGAUGUCAAAAGACAGGACACUACGCUUACGAGUGUAGUGCCCCUCGUCCAGUGUCUCGCGACACUGGGCGUAGUGACCGUCCACCCAUGAGAAAGGGGCAGGGACGAGGGUCCGCAGUUGGUGCAAAGACGCAACAACGGGAUGGACCGUCAAAAAACGGACAGGAUCAGUAG
Peronospora matthiolae is the source of this 417-nucleotide messenger RNA. Lineage: Eukaryota; Oomycota; Peronosporomycetes; Peronosporales; Peronosporaceae. The record is from the annotation of a GenBank genome assembly.